UUUUUAAUCAUCAUAAAACGGUAUCUUAUUUGAGAAUUCAAUUUAAAAUUUAAAAAAAUAUCGUCUGGUUUUAUUUUCUCGAAGAAAAUGUCCAAAGCUAAAGAAAUAUUAGAAGAAUGUUUACCCAUAAUAUCGAAAUCGAUAAAAAAUAUAGUGCUUUUUAGCCCAAAUAGCGAAUUUCGCAAAAGCUGCUACGAGCUUUUAAAGGUAGAUAACAUAACUUGGUUUGAAUCAAAUAUCAAAGAAAUUUUGCAAAAGACUACCGAAAGUUUGUAUAGAGUUCAACUAGAAUUUCCCAAUAACAAUCUAAUAUCUUUAAGUAACGCGAGCCAAAGAGAAGAUGAUUUCAAUUAUUUGUCAAAAUUUGCUAAAGAAGAUAAGAUAAGACUUUCUUCGAAAAAUAUAAAUAUCGAGGUCGAAACCAACGAUGUCGCUUGUGAUAUUAGUGACGCACAACGAGAAAAUAUACAUGAAAAUCACGCAACGAUGAAUCAUACUCAUGAUUCAGAGAUCCAAGAUUGGGAAAGAGCAAUUAUAAUGAAUUCGUUAAAUUCUAAUUGUUCAUAUUCUAAUAUAUAAUUUAUUUUUAUAUUUUUUCCAUUCCACAAGUUUCUCGUUCGUAUUUGCAAUUGUAAACAAAAUUUUAGUUUUUUUUUUGAUUUUCAUAUUUUAAAAAAUCUUAAAUUUCUGGCAAAGAAUUUUCUUAUUAUUUUGCGAGAGAAAAA
Molecule: messenger RNA, 725 nt
Organism: Gordionus sp. m RMFG-2023
Lineage: Eukaryota; Metazoa; Nematomorpha; Gordioida; Chordodea; Parachordodidae
Exons: 4
Coding region: 88-579 (163 amino acids)
Source: RefSeq, a predicted model, not a curated record